AUGGCAAAACAUUGCAGUUUAAAACAAUCUUUCAGGAGUAGACCUUCGCGGCUUCAAAGCGGAUCCACGUCACUAGGAAACCUUCUGGGGCCAAGUCGCCGUGAGAAGGAAACGAAAACUGCGCCUGCGUCAACAGAAAUUGCUCCAAUUCAAGCCCCUCAAUCUGCUGCUGUUGCUGCACCUGAAGAUACAUUGAGGACCAGAAGAUUGGAAAAUGAGGUGGAGCGCUUAAAUCGAGAGAUAGAAGAGCUUAAAAGACGUAAAAAAGAGGAUGAGCAAGAUCUUGAAAGACUGUGGAAGGAGAAGCUAGCAAAGAAAGAUCGCGAACGUCAAGACGAACUAAACGAUUUGCAAAGUGCUCAUCAAAAACAGCUCUCCAAACUAGACAGCGAACAUAGUGAAGAGCUUGAAAGGUUAAAAACCACUUAUGAUCGUCAAUUGGAAACCAUCCAGCAAUCAGCUAGCCAGUGGAGCUCAAAACGGAAAGCAAAUUUUUGUUCAACGGGAGCAACGAAUCUUUAUAGGGAUGUGAGUACCGUGGUGGAUAAAGUCGACAGUCUCUCUACAACUAUAAAUCAGCUUGCGGACAAUGUCACCACCGUGACAGAACGUACUCUAAUUGAAAAGGAGACAGCGCUGAAGUUGAAAGAGUUGCAAUUGGAAAAUCGCGAGCAAAGGUUGCUCGAGGAUAAGGCCCAAUUUGACGAUGAGCGCAAAAAAGUCUAUGAGUUAAACGCUAAGCUAAAUGAGCUGUGCAAAGGACAAGAGACAGUUAUGGAACAGGACAAAUACCGAGUCCGAGAGGAGUGGAACCGUCUCAAUGCUGAGAAAGCUGUAUUUAAGGAAGAUCAGCGUUUUAUACUAGAAAAUAUCGAAAAGCAAAAAGCUGCACUGGACAGGUCUAAGGUAAGAGUUGUAGAUGUUUUAGUGCCAGCAAAACUAGCCUAGAG
Molecule: messenger RNA, 950 nt
Organism: Strongylus vulgaris
Lineage: Eukaryota; Metazoa; Nematoda; Chromadorea; Rhabditida; Strongylidae
Source: the annotation of a GenBank genome assembly